AUGGCAAGCAACGGCCAUUCUAACGGUGCCGCAUACUCGCCCGUUCUCGAGACUAGCCGGAUUUUCUCCAACUUGUGCGAGCAGUCGGAGCGCCUGAGUCUACCAUCAGAGGUUCUGGCCAACAAGGAUCGAGUUUCUUUCUCCACCAGUCACAAUGAGAUCUACUUCCCUAUUCCGUUCAAGGAGACCGAGACCCUGGCGGCAUUGAAAGGUAUCGAGGGUUCUGUGGCUGCUGCCCUGGCCGAUCUGCGAUUUGGAAGCGGUGGACAACCUCGUGGUGUCCGCGUCAACCUGGAGGGUGCCACGGCAUUCGGAUGCCAAGCGUACAUGGCCAAGGUAGAUGGAUUGUCGAAGUUGGAUCCGAAUGUGAAGUCUAAGCUCAAGAAUACGGAUCUGUUGGCUGCGCAAUCAAAUGGUUACCGUCGUAUGUCGGCUAACCUGUACAAGACUAAGAACCCGGGCGAGUUCUACCACAUUCACGGUUCCUUGGAAGCCAGUACAACAUUAAACAUGAUCGGACUCGAGGGUCAUCGACCUGACUUGACCGAUUACGAAGAUGUUAUCAAGGAGAUCGAAAGCCAUGUCCAGAAAUACUCCGUGGCCGAACUGGAGGAGAUGAACAAGGAGAGGCGACAGGCCGGUGUGCCUGCUCUGAAGCACGAGGACUUUAUCAAGACCCCACACGGCAAGCUCAACGUCGAAGAGCCCGCGUGGAAAGUCACUCAGCUUCCGGGGAAUAUCGCCCCCACUCCAUUCCCUGCCCGCCGUGCCGGCAGCACCAAGAUCUUGGAGGGUGUCAAGGUUCUGGAGAUGUGCCGUAUCAUCGCUGGCCCAACCGUCACCCGAAUUCUAGCCGAGUACGGCGCAGACGUCCUGAAAGUGACCAGCUCGAACCUGUCCGAUGUGCCAUUCUUCCAGGUUGACGGGAACAUGGGCAAGCAUGCCGCCGACCUGGACUUGAAGACCGAAGCCGGACGCAAGGAAUUCGAGAAACUUCUCGACGACGUGGACGUCAUCGUCGAUGGAUAUCGUCCCGGUGCGCUGGAGAAAUUGGGAUACGGACCACAGGCUAUGGCCGCGCUGGCCGAGAAGCGUGGAAAGGGUAUUGUCUACGUGAAUGAGAACUGCUUCGGAUAUGAAGGCGAAUGGGCCGGACGCGCUGGAUGGCAGCAAAUCGCCGACUGUGUCACCGGUAUCGCGUGGGCACAAGGACAAUUCAUGGGCUUUAAUCACCCCGUCGUCCCACCCUUCCCCAUUUCCGAUUACGGCACAGGCUGCAUGGGCGCCAUCGCCGCACUAUCCGGUCUUUACCACCGCGCCAAGACUGGUGGUUCUUACCACGGCAAGGCCUCGCUGAUGCAUUACGAUCUUCUCCUUUUCGCGGUGGGCCAGUACCCUGCCGACGUACAGGAGGAGCUGCGCGCAGCCCAGCCAGCUGAUUUCUUCAAGCUACGCCACUGCGACAGUGUGGAUCGCAUCUCAUCUACUGUUCUCAAGGGCAUGCAGACACGUUUCCCGCACCUUUAUACCCCGGCUGGCACCGAGACGGAAGCGGGGCGGCCGGCUUUGACUGAGAAAUGGUUUUCGCGUGCGUAUAAUGCGGAUGUAGAGGUUGUGAAACCCAUUGCUCUUGUGGAGGGUGUGGAUAAUCAGUUUGUUCGGGCAAGUCGACCCAAUGGUUCCGAUAAGGCCAACUGGGAGGACUUUAAGGUUAAUGGAGAGGGAGAGGGAGAUGUGAAGAAGUGCUAA
Messenger RNA from Penicillium waksmanii, 1749 nucleotides. RefSeq names its product CAIB/BAIF family enzyme. Gene Ontology annotation, molecular function: catalytic activity. The transcript is spliced from 4 exons. Bases 1 to 1749 code for a protein of 582 amino acids. The record is from RefSeq and is a predicted model, not a curated record. NCBI's taxonomy places the organism in Eukaryota, Fungi, Ascomycota, Eurotiomycetes, Eurotiales, Aspergillaceae.